Molecule: messenger RNA, 1701 nt
Organism: Penicillium angulare
Lineage: Eukaryota; Fungi; Ascomycota; Eurotiomycetes; Eurotiales; Aspergillaceae
Product: ankyrin repeat domain-containing protein
Exons: 1
Coding region: 1-1701 (566 amino acids)
Biological process (GO): protein localization to ciliary inversin compartment
Cellular component (GO): ciliary inversin compartment
Molecular function (GO): protein binding
Source: RefSeq, a predicted model, not a curated record
AUGCGAGUACGAAUCCGGGAUUUCGCUGUUCUCGAGCUUUGUCGAGCUGCAGGUAACCAGAAUAUUAGACUCGUCGAGGAUCUGUUGGCUUCAGGUGUCGAUCCAAAUGCACGUUUCGAUGACUUAGAAUCCGUGCUCUCCGGUGUGGAAGAGGGCUGGGCUAGCGGCGAGAAGAAUGCUCUACCGCCCAGAUUUUAUGAAGAUGAAAGUGAGGAACCGCCUCUUUAUGGGGCCACCAGGCGUGGUGGCAGGGAUAAGACUUGUAUCACUCGUCUGAUGAAAGCCCUACUCAAACAUGGCGCAGACCCUUAUGCUCUAUUCCGUCAACCCAUAAUCCUCCACCAAGAGCAACCUCUCUUUCCAGGGAGUUCCGUUGAUCUGGAAGAGGUGAGUGAUGAAACGUUAGAUCUCGACUAUGGCUUUUUUGCCCGGCGCGGAAUCAUCGACGAAGCGCGUAAGUCGGAAUUUGAACGCCUCAGUCUUGAUCCAAAUUCAGAUCCGAACGCUAUCUUUGAUUCUUAUGAAUUUGUUGGUAGCCCCUUCGGCAAUAAUGAUAUGGGAGACUGGAUCGACUAUGAGGAUCGUUUCCCGCAUCCAUACGGUGUACGCAGCGUGCUUCAUUCUUUACUUGAGAUGGGUGUAUUUGUGCAGCCUAUACUCGACUUCCUAGGAGACCAAAUUGACGUUGAACGACGAGAUCCCCAAGGUCGCACAUUAUUCCUGGCCGCUUGUCUAAGCAGGCUCGGCUUAGAUGGCGCGGUUGAUGGAAUCUAUACCACUGUCAGUGAUGCUAGAAGUGACAAAGGAAUGGCUGAAAACCCAUUCCCACAACCCGAUAAUGCAUGGAGAUCAUUUGAGCGCCCCUCUACUACACGAAGCAUUGGGCCAUCUCUACUUGAUUUUUUUAUUUCCCAUGGAUCAAACCUAUUGGCCGUGGAUAACUACGGGAGAAAUGCCUUUCAUCUAAUUUUUGACGAAGAAAAGCAUGUAACGGAUCUGCCUUCCAUCAACGAUAUAGCGAUCAAAUAUCUAGUCAAAAGCUGCCCCAGUCUUGUCAACAAACCUGAUAAGGCCGGGUUCUAUCCCCUUCAUAUGGCGAUACGAUGGAUGGGCAUCGGUGGCCACUCUGGCUGGACUCCCGUAUACGCCCCUGAGUCACUUUAUCAAGUCGAAGUCCCUGUCAAUGAGCUCCUUUCUGCCGGCGCCGACCCACUAGUCCGUGAUAGUCGAGGAAAUACUGUCCUUCAUUAUCUUGCGGCGAGUAAAUUGGGAGAGAAAAAUCAUCGCGUGGGUCACAAACAAAAGCGUUUGCUUCAGGUAUUCCUCGACCGAGGGGUAGACCCCAAGACGCGCAAUGCGGAUGGCCGCACAGCAUUAGAACUCUUUUUUACGACCGGGAAUGACGAUCAAGUUCAUCAUGACCAGUUAGACGAUCAGGAAGGCUACCGCAUUCUCUGUGAAGAGGUUCUUGGCAUUUUUGUGAAAGGGGGCUAUGACAUUGAAGAGAGAAAUGAAGAAGGGCAGACACUGCUUCAUCUGGUAGGCACCCUGGCUUCUGAGAGGGCAGCCGCGUGGUUCAAAGUUCUCCAGGCUAGGGGGCUCGACCCUUUGGCAGAAGACAAAGAGGGAAAUACGCCUCUGGGAUUGGCGAAGAAGAAUGAUGAGCUGGAGCGGUUCAUGGUCAAUGACAGAAUUGAGUAG